Molecule: messenger RNA, 4212 nt
Organism: Sciurus carolinensis (gray squirrel)
Lineage: Eukaryota; Metazoa; Chordata; Mammalia; Rodentia; Sciuridae
Gene: Gpd1l
Product: glycerol-3-phosphate dehydrogenase 1 like
Exons: 8
Coding region: 170-1225 (351 amino acids)
Biological process (GO): glycerol-3-phosphate catabolic process; carbohydrate metabolic process
Cellular component (GO): glycerol-3-phosphate dehydrogenase (FAD) complex; cytosol
Molecular function (GO): glycerol-3-phosphate dehydrogenase [NAD(P)+] activity; protein homodimerization activity; NAD binding
Source: RefSeq, a predicted model, not a curated record
CCCCGGCUGUCAUCUGUGGCCCCCGGCGCUCCGGCAGGGGUGGCCGUGGCCAUUGGCGGAGAGGCAGGCAGGGCGGGUCGUCGCGAGUCGCUGCGGGCUAGGCUAAGCGGGUGGAGGCCGGCAGCCGGCCGGGGAGGCACGGUCUAGGCUGCUGCACACCGACCUGGCCAUGGCAGCGGCACCCCUGAAAGUGUGCAUCGUGGGCUCUGGGAACUGGGGUUCAGCUGUUGCAAAAAUAAUUGGUAAUAAUGUCAAGAAACUGCAGAAGUUUGCCUCCACAGUCAAGAUGUGGGUCUUUGAGGAAACAGUCAAUGGGAGAAAACUGACAGACAUCAUAAAUAAUGACCACGAAAAUGUAAAAUAUCUCCCUGGACACAAGCUGCCAGAAAAUGUGGUUGCCGUCUCCAAUCUCAGCGAGGCCGUGCAGGAUGCAGACCUGCUGGUGUUUGUCAUCCCCCACCAGUUCAUUCACAAAAUCUGCGAUGAGAUCACCGGCAGAGUGCCCAAGAAAGCCCUGGGGAUCACCCUCAUCAAGGGCAUAGACGAGGGCCCUGAGGGACUGAAACUCAUUUCUGACAUCAUCCGUGAGAAGAUGGGCAUUGACAUCAGCGUGCUGAUGGGCGCCAACAUUGCCAGCGAGGUGGCUGCGGAGAAGUUCUGUGAGACCACCAUUGGUAGCAAAGUCAUGGAGAACGGCCUUCUCUUCAAAGAACUUCUGCAAACUCCCAAUUUUCGAAUAACGGUGGUUGAUGAUGCAGAUACUGUUGAACUUUGUGGUGCUCUUAAGAACAUCGUAGCCGUGGGAGCCGGGUUCUGCGAUGGCCUCCGCUGUGGAGACAACACCAAAGCCGCCGUCAUCCGCCUGGGCCUCAUGGAAAUGAUCGCUUUCGCCAGGAUCUUCUGCAAGGGCCAGGUGUCCACAGCCACCUUCCUGGAGAGCUGCGGGGUGGCCGACCUGAUCACCACCUGCUACGGAGGGAGGAACCGCAGGGUGGCAGAAGCGUUUGCCAGAACUGGGAAGACCAUUGAAGAAUUGGAGAAGGAGAUGCUGAAUGGACAGAAGCUCCAAGGACCUCAGACUUCUGCUGAGGUAUACCGCAUCCUCAAGCAGAAGGGACUCCUAGACAAGUUUCCGUUGUUUACCGCGGUGUAUCAGAUCUGCUACGAAGGCCGACCUGUCUCAGAGAUGCUGUCCUGUCUCCAGAGCCAUCCAGAGCACAUCUAAAAGGGAAUCACAUAACGGGCUGGGGAAAGUUCUGCCUCUCCCAUCAGUCUUUGGGUUCAUAUGGAAAUCAGCACUUGGCAAUGAGAUGUUUGCUUGGUCGUGCCCCUAUCAUGGACAUAUAUGAAUUGUUACAGGUUCAAUUUUGAAUUAUGAGAGGCAGUUCAUUGGCUAAGCCGUACAGGGCAACAACUAAACACACAUGUGCACGUGUGUGUUCAUUUCUCAUUCUGUGGGUUUCUACGAAUCAAAAUUAUAUGUCCUUUUUAAAGAUCGCAUUUGAAAUUUCCCCACUGUGGUACCCUGUAAGAUUGGAACUAUCUCAGCUAAAUUUUUUAGACAUAAUUCAUAUGUAUUUGAGUGGAUGGAUUAUUUUUUUCUCAUUCUUUUGAUGAUAAAUUUAACCAGCAUUAAAAUGGUAGGUAGGAAGAGGGGAGGGAGUGUGUUCAAAGAUCACCGUAUUAACUUUUAAACACUAUCUCAAGCCAGCAUAAUUAACUUACUUUGAUUAUGGGUUGGUGGUUUUUUUUUAAGCAAUUAGAUACUGUCAAUUAGAUACUACACUUAUAUACUUCCCUCUUGCUGCAGUUUUCUGAAUUUUUAGCCUCCUUUCUCUUCAUUAGCUGCCAGAAUGUGCUUUUGUAAAGACUCAACAGUGGCAGAAGACAGAAAACCCACCUGGGAUUUUCCUGCUGUGACUGACAUUCUUCUGAUUAACAGACACUACCUACCUGUGCUAGGUAGUGCUUUUUUGCAAACAUUUCUUUUAAGCCUCACAAGAUCCCCUGAGAGGGGGCUGCUGUUAGUCCUCCUAUAAGAUGCAGUUGCUGUACCCUGUCAUCUGGGUGUGCGGGGACAGAGCCAAGAGUGAAGUGCAGCACUCUCCACUGGCCAACGUGCGGGACCUUCUAAGAUAGCACUGGGCUCAUCUGGCCUCGGGUGAAUUGGUCGUGGCUAGUGUCACAUGCAGUCUUUCCUGAGGCCACAGGAGGACUUCCUGCCACUGAGAUGAGUGUGGGUCAGGGUAUUGAUGGCUGUCACUCCAGGUAUGGUCCUCAGUCCAGCAGCAUCUGCUUCACUCUUCAGAAUGCAGUUUCCCAGGUCCUGCCCUAGACUCCUGAGUGCUGUCUCUGCUUCAGCACGCCUUCUGUGUGUUUCUGAUGCUCACUCCAAUUUGAGAAUCACUACUUUCGAAAAUUUACUUCAUCCUGGUCUUCCACACAGUGUGUUCCACAGGAAGCGAGCGUCCUGGACUCCAGUGGUUGUUCCAGGUGUACAGGAGACUGGGGGAAGCGGCGUAGGUCCAUCCCGCUCGAAGGCGUAGAAUGUAUGUUAGUGUCAGUGGAAGCUGUUUGCUUAACCUGGCAAGUCCCAAACCCAGGAAAGUUUCCAGGGAACCCUGUUGUAGGCUGAGGCGAUCUUAGCUCAAGUGGAUCCUUCACUCCCUGCAAGAAAUUAGCAUGAAUAAACUACCUGUGGUAUUGUGAGUUCUGAACUUUUGCAGUUCAGGUCAGCCAUGAAUCUCUGAUGAAGCUUUAAGGUGAUAUUGUCGAGUACAACCAAGUAGAUGUCAGCCUCGCUGAAACGCACAUUAUGUGGGAUAAGUGCUUUUAAUUCUAGAAUUAGAAUGGAAUGACUGUACCCCUUAAAAUGAGAUUGGUUUGAGAAUACCAUUCCACAAUUACCUUAUAUAGCAUUCCAUAAGUAUUAAAAGAUCAUAUGAAUGUCAUUUAUAUAUUCAUGAACUUUUAUUUACUUGGUGAGAUUUUUGCCCCCACCCCUACCCCAGCCCUGGUUUGAGGUUUUUUUGUUUUUUUUUUUUUUUCCUUUCUUCUAUAACUGAAAUAAUUGUGGAAUUGAUUUUUGUGGGAAUUUUAAAAACUAUCUAUAACAUUUCUGAGGCCUUUUAAAGCCUCAUACAUAGAAGUCCAUGAAAGCGCACAGGAUGCUACAGGUUUCAGCAGUUUUGGUGCCACUGUUAAAUUAAUUUUGGGGUCUCCUGAUAAAUCUUUUUUAAAGUUUGUACAUAGGUAACAAAGAGUUACUAUUUAAGAUAUAAAAAGGGCUGAAGCUAAUUGUGGUGUCUACUAAGUAGGAUCCAGUGCUGGGAGGAAUUGGGAUUUUGUGUUUUCCCAUCUGCACUCAGCCUCCUCCUCUGGGUUUUGAACCUGAAUAUAUUUUCUCUCCAAAUACCCUCUUACUGGACCUGGGUGCAAUAGCACACACCUGUAAUCCCAGUGGCUCUGGAGGCUGAGGCAGGAGGAUUUCAAGUUCAAAACCAGCCUCAGCACUUAGUGAGGCCCUAAGCAACUUAGCAGACCCUGUCUCAAAAUAAAAUAUAUAAAAAGGGCUGGGGAUGUGUCUCACUGGUUAAGCACCCCUGGGUUCACUCCCUGGUACCAAAAAAAAAAAAAAAUCCCCUCUGACCACCUGAAUUCUGCUGACUGUACCUCUCAAACAUACUUAUAAUAAUCUGCACAUUAUGGGAGAAGGUAAAUUUUAUAAGUUUAUGCUCUGCUAAUUAUAGAUAUUUAUUACUCUACGAGUCAUCUAUUUUUGUAACCACCUGUGGUCCGUCAUGUAUUUUAAUUCACACUUCUUACUAAUGAUGGUGAUAGGGAGGGAGACACCGAGAUUAGAAAGGUAAUUUGUACUAUUUCAGCCAAUCUGUGAAUGUAAAAACUACCCUGUUGCCUUGCUGUGGUCCACCCUGCCUGGUGUGGAGCAGAUGCCUGUCUUGACACCCACCCUCGGGAAGCAGUGGAGCUAACUUUCUGGUUCUUUCAUUUCACUCUGAAAUCCAGCAUAGCCCUGUGGCAGUGGCCCACGGAGGGUGUCGUGGCAAGGUGCCAGUGUGCAAAGGGAACUUUAGUUUUUCCACUGGUUCUGAUUUGCUGCCCAUUUACUUACACGUGUACUGUAUUUGUUUACAGACUGUAGGUGGAUGUAUAAUUUAAAGCUUGGUUGAAUAAACAUUUAACCCCUCCAAA